Messenger RNA from Scophthalmus maximus (turbot), 1767 nucleotides. Its product is annotated as polyubiquitin-like. Gene Ontology annotation, molecular function: protein tag activity; ubiquitin protein ligase binding. Gene Ontology annotation, cellular component: cytoplasm; nucleus. Lineage: Eukaryota; Metazoa; Chordata; Actinopteri; Pleuronectiformes; Scophthalmidae. The transcript has 2 exons. The record is from RefSeq and is a predicted model, not a curated record. Gene Ontology annotation, biological process: modification-dependent protein catabolic process; protein ubiquitination. The coding region runs from base 285 to 773 and encodes 162 amino acids.
UUUGAUUGGUUGGAUUAACAACACAUUUUGUUUGUUUUAAGAUGAACACAUUGAAAACAUUUUUCAAUAUUGAUUUAAUUUGGACUUAGAUGUUGUCCAGGUUGUAGGGCAAUUUGUAAAAUAAAAGCAAAUAUUUAAUCAAAACAUUCCAUUAUGAUGCAAUUGUGAUGUCAUGCCUGUUGAUGCAAUGACCAAAAGAUCACAGGCACACGCUCAUCGCAUAUAACAGAUAGUGAAUCAUCUCAGAAUCCCAUUUGAAUUAUAGCAGACACAGAGGCGAGACCAUGACCACAUUUGAAAAUACAAAACCUGACCUUACCACCCCAGGUGUUAAUGCUUUGACACUUGCCUGCAUUUUCCAGCAAAAUGCAAAUCUCAUUGGCAAGACCAUCAUCGUGGAAGUCGAGCCCAGUAAUACCAUUGAGAAUAUCAAGUCCAAAAUCCAGGAUAUGGAAGGCAUCCCUCCAGACCAGGCGUCAAUGGACUCCAUUGGUAAGCAACGCCACCGUCAUCAGCUCUGUCGCCUGAGGAGAAGCAUGCAGAUCUUCGUGAAGACCCUGACUGGCAAGACCAUCACCCUGGAAGUCGAGCCCAGUGACGCCAUUGAAAAUUUGAGGGUCAAAAUCCAGGACAAAGAGGGCAUCCCUCCAGACCAGCAGAGGCUGAUCUUCGCUGGUAAGCAACUGGAAGAUGGCCGCACCCUCUCCGACUACAACAUCCAGCAAGAGUCCACCCUCCAUCUUGUAGACUGGUCAAAUAAUGAACUAAUUUGAGGGUUCACCCGGACAGGUCGACAGCGUAUGGCAGAGACAAACAAUUCACUCUCAAACCUACGCUCAUUUUAGAGUCUCUAAUUAACCUAACAUCAAUCUGCAUGUCUUUGGACUGUGGGAUGACCGGAGAACCCGGAGAGAACCCACGCAUACAUGGGGGGAACAUGCAUCCCUACACAGACAGGCCCUGGAUGAACCUUGAUUCGAACCAGAAACCAGAGGAGAUAAAGUGGUCUAAAUUGACAAGAAGUUAGCUUGACAAGUCGGUACAUCUUUUGAAACCAUGUUUUUUACGACCUUGACAGGGGAUUGUCUAUGGAAACUCUGCUGUUAAUGUUGAUCAUAAUUAAUUAAAUGGCUUCCCACUGUCAUCUGCUCUGUUUUGUAAUUCAGCAGAUGAAUUGUGAUUUACCUCUGGUUAUUAGUUGAUACUGGGGCUACAACUAGAAAUUAAUCUGCAGAUUAUCCCUUUUGAAACUUGGUCUGUAAAAUCUCAUGGAGACUCUUCAGUCACUGGAAUUCUGAUUUAAAUUCAAAUCUCUUGUCUGACCAAUGGUGUAAUGCUGUUGCUUCAGCUCAAAAUUAUGAAUACAUGCAGAAAUCCUCAAAGUGAGAGGUUAGAACCAAUAAAUGUGUUGCAUUUUUGAUUGGAAUAUGAUUUAACUAUCAGAAAUUUGUCGGCUGACACUCUAUUACUGAUUCAUGUAGUUAUUAUUUUAUUUUUGUAUUAUUUCAAGGUUAAAUUGCAAAAAGUAGUUCAUACAUAAAGUAAGUAAUUUUUGUUGCUCUGCUCAUUAGAGUAGCAAAUGUUUAACCUUUCCCAAUAAGGGCUUAUGUUUCUUGUGAUUCUUAUAAUUUGUUCAAUGUUUUGUAAUUUUGGUAUUUAGCCACUAGAUGUCACCAGUGAUGUUAAAGUGAUGGAUUUACAUGUAAAAUAUUGAUUUUCUUAAAAGAUGUAAAGGGGAUUUCUUAAAAUAAAUUGUGGUUUAUAAUA